UCUCUCCCUCCCUCCCUCCCUCUCUCUCAUCCUAAUUCCUCAUAAUUCAGCCAAAAUUCAAACCCUUCCAUUUUAAAUUUUCAUAAUUUUCGGAAUCUCAUACUCUUCUUCUUCCUCUGUCUCUCUUCUCACUGAAUUUCAAUUUCCAUUUUUUCCCUUAAUUUCCAGGAAUUCAAAUUCUCAACAAAACCAAAAAAGUCCAAAAUCCAAAUACUCACUCAUUUCUUGCAAACUUGGAAGCUUCAUUUUGCAAUUCCUGGAAAUUUCAGCUCGAUUUGCAACUUCAAAUUCUGGAUUCUUUGAUCGACGGCUUCAGCAUGUGAAGUCAAUUUCUGAAUUUUUCUACCAUAAUUAGUAAAGGAAGUUUUUUUUUCUUUUAAUUUUAAAAUUUGAAUAAAAAAGAGAAGAAAAGAAGAGCUUCUUCAAUGGCGGACUCGGACAACGACUCGGGCGGAGCGCACACGAAAUCAAACAGCGAGCUCUCGCCUCGGGAACAGGACCGGCUGCUGCCGAUAGCGAACGUGAGCCGGAUCAUGAAGAAGGCACUGCCGGCGAACGCGAAGAUCUCCAAGGACGCGAAGGAGACGGUGCAGGAGUGCGUGUCGGAGUUCAUAAGCUUCAUCACCGGCGAGGCCUCGGACAAGUGCCAGAGGGAGAAGCGGAAGACGAUCAACGGCGAUGAUUUGCUCUGGGCGAUGACGACGUUAGGGUUCGAGGAGUACGUGGAGCCUCUCAAGGUUUAUCUGCAGAGGUUCAGGGAGAUGGAGGGGGAGAAGAGCAGCGUGGCGGCGCGUGACAAGGACGCGAGUGGAGGUGGCGGGAAUGGUGGGGUUGGGUACGAGAGUGGUGGUGGGAGUGGAGGAGCUGGGGUAUAUUGGCAGCAGCAACAGCAGCAGCAGCAGCAGCAGCAGCAUCAGCAUCAGGGACACGUGUACGGCGCGAGCGGGUUUCAUCAGAUGGGUGUGAGUGGAGUUGGGUUGGGGAAGGGUGGGCCCGGAUCUAACAUGGGUAGACCCAGAUAAUUAUAGUGGACUCUCUGCUCUCUGUGGCUAUUUGCUUUGGGUGCCCUUUUAUAAAUUAUAAUUUGAUUUCUAAUUAAAGUCUUUCUUAAUUGAGGACAGUGUCUGUGUAGAACUCCUAGUUGUUUUACUUAUUAGUGCUUUUGCAGAAGUGCUUUAUUUUUAUUUAUUACUAAAAUAGUUUGUAAUUUGGGAUUAUAUAGAGAGAAUAGAAUUUGAGUAGAUUGUGGUAUAAAUAUUGUGAUUUGAGUCAAUCAUAUCAGUAGAGGAAUUCUCUUUGGUUA
Molecule: messenger RNA, 1303 nt
Organism: Prunus dulcis (almond)
Lineage: Eukaryota; Viridiplantae; Streptophyta; Magnoliopsida; Rosales; Rosaceae
Product: nuclear transcription factor Y subunit B-3-like
Exons: 1
Coding region: 426-1022 (198 amino acids)
Biological process (GO): regulation of transcription by RNA polymerase II
Cellular component (GO): nucleus; CCAAT-binding factor complex
Molecular function (GO): protein heterodimerization activity; RNA polymerase II cis-regulatory region sequence-specific DNA binding; DNA-binding transcription activator activity, RNA polymerase II-specific
Source: RefSeq, a predicted model, not a curated record